AUGUGUUACAAGGGCGUGAAGCCUUUUAAGUGUACAGAGUGUGAUGAAGCAUUUUCACUGUCUGGUGACCUUCAGGAACACAUGAGGUGUCACGAUGAAGCAAAGUCUGACAAGAGUAGCGAGUUUGAAGAAGCAUCAAGUAGCAUGGAGGUCAAUGUGGGUUCUCAUGUUGCCAUCAAGCCAUAUGAGUGUGGAGAGUGUGACAAAGCAUUUUCUGAAAGAAUUGAACUGCAGACACACAUGAUUUGUCAUGGUGAUGUCAAGCCAUAUGAGUGUAGAGAGUGUCAGGAAGUAUUCGAACUCCCAUGUGACCUGAAAGAUCACAUGGUUUGUCACGGAGAAGCCAAGCCAUAUGAGUGUGGUUUGUGUAGUAAAACAUUUGCAGAAUCAGCCUACCUGAAGAGACAUAUGAAGUGUCACACUGGAAUCAAGCCAUUUGAGUGUGGUGUGUGCAGCAAAAGAUUCACCCAAUCAAAUAACCUGCAAAGACACAUGUUGUUUCACAGUGGAGUCAAGCCAUAUGUAUGCAAUGAAUGUGGUAAAGCCUUUGCAACAUCAAGUAACCUGCAGAUACAUUUGAAGGUUCACAGCGGAGACAAGCCCUUUGAGUGUACAGAGUGUGGGAAAGCGUUUUCACGAUCAGUCUACCUUCAAGUACACAUGAGGUAUCACAGUGGUGUGAAACCUUAUGAGUGUGAUGAAUGUGGGAAAACUUUUGCCCAGGCAAGUCAUCUCCAGGUGCACAAGAGGUGCCACAGUGGUGUCAAGCCGUAUAAAUGUGAUGUGUGUGAGAAAUCAUUUGUAACAUCAAGCCAUCUACAGAGACACAUGAGGAGUCACACAGGAGUCAAACCUUACGAAUGCACUGUUUGUGACAAGGCAUUCACAACAUCAAGUCACCUUCAUGCUCACAUGAGUUGUCACACCAAAGCCAAGCCCCAUCAGUGUACUGGUUGUUUCAAAAACUUUAAACGUCUAGGCGACAUGCAGAAGCACAUGAGAAUUUAUUGUGAGGUCCUUGUUGGCAAGACUGAAGUCUUAAUUCCUUGA
Haliotis rubra (blacklip abalone) is the source of this 1050-nucleotide messenger RNA. RefSeq names its product gastrula zinc finger protein XlCGF8.2DB-like. Lineage: Eukaryota; Metazoa; Mollusca; Gastropoda; Lepetellida; Haliotidae. Bases 1 to 1050 code for a protein of 349 amino acids. The transcript has a single exon. The record is from RefSeq and is a predicted model, not a curated record.